UUAUACACUAAAAUGACAUACUUGUGCUAGUAACAUAUAUACUUUUUUGCAGUUUGUAAAAUUAUUCACCCAAUCAACAGAGGAACAAACUAUGCGUAAAAAGAAAAAAAGUUUCGUGUUAAAUGGCGAUAGAGAAAUGGCUUUAACAAAGAUGUAACAAAUCAAGAAGUAAACAAAAUGGCAACCGGAGGUCAACCACAGACGACAGACAACCGUGUAUUUUUGUUUCGGUUACAAAUACUAGUCAUUGAUGGCGGCCUCCUGGUAUUGAGAAAUAUACUGGAUCAGUCCCUGACAUCUCAAUGCAUAACGUUCAGUGCGUGCUUGAAUCAAGAAAAGUCAACAAUAACACAUUUGAAAAGCCGCGGCGUUAUAACCCAGGUCCAAUAUGACGUGUUGUUUCCAGCGAGUGGUAAAGUCCCAACAUCGUCAGAUUUGGACAUCACGCUUAUCAUUUGUCUCCUUAGAAACCUGAAAUGUUUUGGCUUAAAUAAAAAAUUUGACUGGAGGGUAACACCAGCACCAACCGAUGUAACAAUAGAGGCAGACAUACGUAGGUUAAAGGAUUUCCGAAAUAAAAUAAGUCAUAUAUCAACAACGACUGCAAUACAACAAAAUGAUUUUACAGCUUGGUGGAAUGAUAUUGAACAGAUACUGAUUCGUCUAAGUUCUCCAGCAUUGAAUAUUCAGCAAACAAUUGCCGAAUUUAUAUCUUGCCCUCUUGAUCUGGAAGAAGAGAGAAGGAUACAGGAAGAAAUAAAAAAGUGGAAGGACUGUGAAGCCGAUGUUGACCGACUGAAACUAGAAAUGACAGACGUGAAAGAAAAUGUAACUGAAGUGAAGAAAGACUUUGAAGACAUAAAGGUAAAUUUAACGGAUGUGAAGAAAGACCUUGAAGACGUAAAAGAAAAUGACACUGCAAUGAAGAGAUACAUUGAAGACAUAAAGGAAAAUGUAACUGAUGUGAAGAAAGACAUUGAUGAGAUCAAAAGAUGGCAAGGGACAGAGAAAAAUAACGAAACCGAUUCACCAGUACAAACAGAGGAGAGAAAAUAUCAAAAUUACAAGAAGGAGCUGAAAGAUGGUCUUUUUGAAUUCUACAAAACAAGACACAGUAAAAUUUUCCUGUCGCCUCUUUUUGAAGAGAAAGACACUCCAUUGACUAUUUUCUAUAUCAGACCAGAACUGAACUCAGAUGAUAAAAUAUUACAAGGUGAAUCAUUGUUGGAGAUGUUUAGAACUGAAACUAAGCAUAAUCGAGAGAUUUAUGUAGUCGCAGAUGCUGGAGUCGGAAAAACUGCAUUUUCAAAGUAUUUAGCUAACGUAUGGUGUCAAGCGCAUUACCCGGACAAAGACAUGAAUACAUAUUUGUUAAAAGAUGAUAUAGGCUGUAUGCAAGAAUUUAAUUUCUUAUUCCUAGUGUUGUUGCGAGAUGCGGACGAUUUAUGCUCUAUAGAUGAUCUCAUAUUUGAAAAGAUUGUUUCAAACUUGGGUCUAGAACAAAAGUUUCCCGAAGAUGUCCUGCUCAGAAUUUUGAAAAAUGAGAAAUGUCUCGUUAUUCUUGAUGGACUUGAUGAAUGGAUCCACCCAGAGAAGAAAUGUUACAGAUCGCCACGAUCAAUCCCCCAUAGAAAUGACCGAGAAAAGUGUACAAUACUGACCACUACGCGACCAUGGAAAUUAGGACUUUUGAAUCUAAAUUCGUGGCAAAUAGGAGAAAAGGUAGAACUUACAAAACUAAGUAAAAAGUCAGCAGUUACACUAACAGAAAGGAUAUUACAAAGAUUGAAAUCUUACCCGAAUAAGGAUGCAUUACAACGUGAUGUCACAACGUUCAUAUCAGAAAUCGAAAGCAGACAAGGCGAAGAACUUACUUUUGUGCCCCUACUUUUGAUAUAUACAAUUUGUUUAUGGUGUGACGGUGUUCAAAUAGGAAAUUCAAAGUGUGAACUGUAUAUAAAUAUAGUAGAACUGCUCUUAUCAAGAACGAUUCAGAAGCAUGGAGAUCUUCAACAAGUUUGUGACCUUUCUGAUAGUGACACCCAAGAAUGCUUUGCUGAACAUGAAAACUGUACGAAAUACUACCCACUCCUUAUGUGUUUAGGGAAAUUAGCCUAUUAUACGUUAUUCAAUGAAACAAGAGAAAACACGCUGGUAUUUGAUGGAUCAGUUGCUAAAAAAUAUCUCACACCAGACGAGAUGAAAUUCACCCUUCACUCAGGAAUGUUGUCAGAAAGUACAACAAAAACACUAACAAAAAAGUUUAGUAAAGUAUCAUUUUCCCACAAAACAGUUCAGGAAUUUUUUGCUGCAAUAUUUGUAAGUUCUGAAAAUGAGGCUCAGAAAUCUUUGAUAGAAAAAUGUAGAACUGUUCAAGACAUUCUGGACAUGUCACAAAUAUAUGAAUUUAUAUGUAAAAUGAAUGCUGACCUGAUGAGUGCAAUAUCAAAUGAUGUGAUGUCUGUGAUAAAUGAAGACGAGAAAACACGCCACUAUAGAACUAGGACAGGUAAAUGGAGAUUGAGUGACAUAUACAAUAUUCCAUUGUAUAACUUACAGAAAAUGUUCAUGUCGUGUUUACAAGAAAUGCCUGAAAGUGAAAAUAUUCAAUUAUGUUUACAAGAUUUCUUCAUUGACAAGAAAACCGAGGACAGUGAGCAGUUACAACGUAUGUUUAAACAAAAUAAAGCCAACAUAAAAUCGCUUUAUAUAUACAUCAGUAAUACUUCCAGCAGUUUACGUGAAAUUAUAGAUUUGUUCUCUCUCACAGAUCUCAGUAAUGUAUCGAAACUUUACUAUAAUUGUGCCAGGCAGAAGGAGGCUGAGAUAAAUCUGAUAUUGUUUCCCAGUUUACAGGCCGUAAAUUUGAUGUGGGGUGAAUGGACAAAAAAUCUGAGUAAAAAUUUACCGCGAUUACAAAACUUACAACAUUUAUAUAUUACAGAGUUCACGUUAUCUCACAAAAUACUGGAAACAAUUUUCAAUUUUAUCUCCGGUCAAAAAUCAAUGAAAGAGUUAACAUUGAGGGGGUUAGACUGUAAAAAUCAUGGCCGCCAUAAUUGUAAGGGAUUGAACUUGGACUUGUCUCAACAUUCAACUCUAUCAAAGUUAGACUUGCGGUGGUUACCUUGGAGGCUACAAUUAAAAAUAUCAACACCGUCAAUAGUUAAUGUUAGGUUAGAAUUCAUCAAUCUAGAUAAAAUUUCAAUAUUGUCACGUGACAUGUUGAAUAUUGAACGUGUGAAGUUAUACAUGAUAGAAAUGCCUGCAGAAAGUCUACAGAACUUUAUUACCGUGCUUGAAAAUCUGCCGCAGUCAGUAACAGUAGAGAUGACCGCCGUUACACCGGAAACAGAAUAUAAAAGUGUUAGAGAAAACAUUUGGAGAUCACAAACUUUUCAUGUGAUACACGACUACGACGACAAUGAUGACUUUUGGGGCAUUGAGUUCAAAACCAUAGGAGUUUUAUUUCGAAACCAAGUGCCUAUGUUGCAAACAAGGAAACAAAGUAAAGGGAAAACAUUGUACAAUAAACUGAAGAAUUUUUUUCAAUAAUUAUGCCCCCUUCAAAGAAGUGGGGGUAUAUUAUUGUUUUGCAUUUGUCUGUCGGUCGGUCUGUCGGUCCGUAGACCUUAUGGUUUCCGAGUGAUAACUAAAGAAUGCUUAGGCCUAGGAACUUCAGAUUUUUUUUGUGUAAGCGAUCCGUUAGCCAUGGCAUCUUUUAGUUCAAAUAACGUUUCCUAAUCAUUGUGAAAGUGUAAUUUGUACGGAUUAUAAAGGGACUUUUAUCAAAUAAAGGUACGAAUUUUCGUCAAACAUUACUUAAAUUGAUUAAAAAUGAGUAUUAACAACUCGGAUAGUGAAUCUAUUUCGGAUGACCGUGACGAACAACACGAGGCUUCAGUUGGGGUUCCAACUGUUUAUUUAAAAGAGUAUGAUGUGUUUGGAUGGCGCAAACCUGGCAAGCCAUUACAAUGGUUAGAACCAUCUGAGAUCUACACUGAACUAAUUAAAGUGGUGGUACCAUGUUAUAUAAAAGGAUUGCAAAGGGUUCGAGGUAUGUGGCGGAUCCACUUUGCAACCCUCAAUGACAAAGUUAAAGUAACUGUAAUGGCAAGUGGGAUACACCUUAGGGGAAGGAAAAUAAGUGUUUUGAGUACUUUCCCCACGCGCCUAGAUGGAGAACGUACCGUGCGGAUACGAAUAAAAACAUUCUGUUGACGAUAUACGACGAAGAAGUGAUAAAACACAACUUGACGCUAAAAGGGAUCGAAGUCAUAUCCAUGUAUCGUCAGAGACUAACCGUAAACGGAACUGUAACCGUAAACUGAAAACGGUGACAGGAUUGUCACAGUAUCUGCUCUAUCCUGCAAAAUUCACCGAUUUCGGUAAAUACUCAGCGCACGUGAUUCAUACCGUCGAGUAAUGAAAAAAGGCCGCGCAAAUGUAGAAAGUGUUUAUUAGACGGACAUAUAUUCUCCAGCUGCCCAAAUGACUGGGUUUGUUGAACAUCCAAUCAGCUUGGACACAAAGCUUCGGAUUGUCUUUAUAAUAAGGACAUAGAAUCAGAACCCAACGCCGAUUCUGAUACUGGUUCCGAGCAAUCCAGCGACUCUAAUGCAUCUCUGAAGUACAUGUUAAAAGCUUUACUUUCGCCGUUCAAGCGCAAGGCCCGAGACCGGGGACAACAAUAUCAACAUCUCCAUUAGCAUCAUCGGGAAUAGGUCGUGGCUCUAUAUUACAGAAUUCUAUGGGGGAAAGUAUUCUUUCUUAUACUACCCUAAACAAGGACAAACCUCAACUUGUUAAAGAGCGUUCACCGCCAACACCCGCUGACGAGUACAGGGAGAAAUGUAACGUUUGCUAAUGAUUGCUGUAUAUUUUAAUGUCACUUGGAACAUUGUUUGUUUUACAAAUGGAACACAUUUGGACUUUCAUGUAAUUAAGAGAUUAUUACAAGAUUGUACAUUAAUAACGUGGGCAGUAGGUCUUCAAAUCAUUUUUUUUCGGAAUUCAGUGCAUGAAUGAAUGCAUAAAUUAUGAUACAUCAUUUAAAUGGUAUAUAGUUAAUUAAAAAUGUAACAUGUUAUACCGUAUUACUGGUGCACAAGAAACAAAUUUGACAUGGCCUUAUAAAUUUGUAAGCGUUGUGUUGAAUUUUGUAAAUAGCAUACUUAUAAUUAUUGACGCUUUACUAUGUAAGCGCGCAAAGAACUCAUGGAAAACACGAGAAACAUUCAAAAUAGUUUAGAUAAUUUCAUAGUAAUUGCGACAUUUGGGUGUUGCGAUCAACAAAACAUACUUAUUUCUCAAUGUAAUACCGGUCAUGUUUGUGUCUGCAUCUGUAUAGUACAUGUAUAUAUUUUACACAGAAUUCAACUUCAUUUAUUUUUUUAAUUUUAUCAAGCAUUCACAUACAGAUGCAGUGUACUUACAUGUUGCGGUGCAUAGGAAAUUGAUUUUUAAAAAUUAUGCAUGUAUGUGUAAUUUAUAUAAAGUUAAUACAAUUUAUGUAAAUUUGUUUUAUGUCCGCGUACAAGAUUUGUAAAGCAAAUCUGUGAUGCUUAAAACAAAUAUUCUAAGAUGUUAUCAAUAUGUUAAUGUAUGUUCAUUAAUCUCAAUGUUUUUGAUACAUUCUAUUUAUAUGUUAACGAAACCACAAUUUUUUUUCACAAUUUAUACAUGUACUUUGGAAAUUUACUUUCGUUCUAUGCUCGAGUACAAUUGCUUCCAAAUCCGAAGCUUUUAUAACAUAUGGGACAUUACAAGAAAGCUACGUUUUGAUAUUACAUUUUCGAAACCUUUUGUUUCGCGAUUUCGUCAAGGCUUCAAGUUUGUUUGUUUGUUUCAUUAUUUUACGCCUAUUCCCAACAGUAAUUCAGUCAUAUAGGCGGGUAGUUUCCUAACCAUCGUUCCUGGAGAGUUACACCAGUACUAGACUACCUUCCUCCGCGCUAAACUACCAAAGCAUCUCCCGGGGAUCGAACCCACGCCAGAGAGGUAACUGGAUUCGAAGUCGUCGACUCUAACCCCUCGACCACGACGGCGGUACAAAGCUUCAAGAAUUAUGCGUUUAUCACAAGCGUGCACAUUGUACAUGUCAAGUUACAAGAAAUAUUUUACAUAUUUCAAUUUAAUAUGUCAAUCAAUUUCUCAAUAUGUUUAUUUAUAAACUUCAUUUUGGUUUCCUAAAUGUACAGGGAUUACGUGCGAAGCCCAAACGUUUACGAUUUUUAGAAUGAGUAAAUCAACAAAAAUUAGAUAUAUCAUUUCUCAAAGAAACUUACUUUACAAAUGAUAUGUUGGAAGAUGUUUAAACUGAUUUUAAAGAGUAUCACAUUUACAAUGCAUUUGGACCUACGACUCACUCAAAAGGUUGUGCUAUAUUAGUUCGCAAAAAUAUGUGCAUUAAAUAUAAUGUCAUAAACGAUAUAAUUGACGAAGAGUCUGGGAGAUUUGUGCUUUUAAAUAUUGACAUCUCGGGAACAGUUUUCUCCCUUUUGUUAACAUAUACGCACCAAAUGACAAACGUUGUAGAAAUAACUUUUUCGAACUUAUUAACAAUAAGAUUGAAGAAGAAUCAUUAGGCUUAAAAAUUAUAGGAGGUGACUUUAAUGAUGUACUCAACGAAACAGACAGGUAUACUCAUUCCAACUCGCGCCCUAAAUCAUCAGAAAAGCUUAAAAAUCUAAUACAUUCACAUAGUCUAUGCGAUAUCUGGAACCUUAAAAAUAUAAACAAAAUGCAAUUUACUUGGAAACGGACUAUUGGCGCGGAAAAAAAGUCGCGUUGAUUUUUGGCUUAUUGAAAAAAGCAUGUCACCUUAAAUCGCCAGCUGCGACAUAAGACCUGCACACAAAUAAUGUAUACUGACCACUUAGGUAUCAGUCUAAAAGUAAAUAUUCCUAGUAAUCGCGGUCCAGGUUAUUGGAAGUUGAAUAAUUCUCAUUUAGAAGAUAAUGAAUAUAAAAAUCUUAUCAUAAAUACCAUUAGUUCUGUUCAAAAUGAAUUCAAAUCUCAUGACAUUGAUCAUAGAACAAUGUGGGAAAUAUUAAAUACAGCAUUAAAGAAAAAAAUACUUAUUUCUCAAAACUUAAAGCUAAACAUAAUAGAAACCGAUUAAAGAGUUAAGAAAAAAGACUUUCGCAGCUAUACGAAACAUUUCAUUCGCAUAAUUCAGAUACAUUACUUAAACAAAUAAAAGAUUAAGAAAUCGAGACGAUAUAUAUAAAUAAAGCACAACCUUUGAUAAUUUUUCGGGAUAUGUGUGUAUAUAAUUUUAUAUACAUUUUUCAGAAAUGUUUGCUUGCUUUGUAUACAAUUUUAUGUUAUAUUAUAACUUUCAUAUCAGCAUUGUUUUAUAUGUUUAUAUGUCAUUUAUUAUUAAAUGGCCAUUUCACAAUUUUAUGUUAGUUUGAUAACUUUCAUAUCAACAUUGUAUUAUAUGUUUUUCCGUCAUUUAUUAUUAAAUGGCCAUUUCAAUUUCAAA
This is a messenger RNA of Ruditapes philippinarum (Manila clam), 7489 nucleotides long. RefSeq lists its product as uncharacterized. Lineage: Eukaryota; Metazoa; Mollusca; Bivalvia; Venerida; Veneridae. The transcript has 6 exons. The coding region runs from base 178 to 3555 and encodes 1125 amino acids. The record is from RefSeq and is a predicted model, not a curated record.